AGACGAUGGCAGACCACUUUGCAUUUGGGCCGGCGAUGGUCUUGCCGGCUGAUCGACACACGAGUUUGUUUCAAAUUUGGUAGAUUUCUUCUCAGGCGAACUAUCGUUUCUAUCGUUAUUUUGUGAGGAAAAGAAGUUUCACUUAGAGAGUUCUUUUGUUCAGUAGUUUUCAUAUUCUCUGGGAAUCUAUCGGAUGUCGAAUUGCCAACACGUGGUUAUCUGAAUCCACGUGAUACUCGGUAUUCCUUUUAGCAUUAAAAUUAGUCUUUAAACGAAAACUAUUUCCGAAAAUGGAAGUCGAUGACUGCGAAAGUGUUAGUGAAGCUAAGGGCCAGACGUUGAAGAAGAAGAUUGAUGUUUUAGGGGCAAUGGCCAAAUACAAUUUGAAAAAGCAACAGGAAAGAGAACUAAGCAUGAGACCUGCCACAAAGCAACAGAAUAUCCCAAAAGGCACUCCAGAGAAACUUCUGACCAAAGUUGAGCAAGAACAUGUUAAAUUCGCUAGGAAGGAAAGCGAUGUUGGCAUCUCUGAGUAUGUCUCCAAAGGUGCAGGUUUUUCAGCAAUUCUUAAACAACGCUAUUCCGACUUCCAGGUACACGAAAUUGACAUGAAUGGCACAGUUAUUCAUUUAACUGAUCAGUCUAUUGUUGACUAUGUUUCACCACCUCCAAGUGUUGAUUUGGCGGAGCAACAUAAUCUUUUAACAGCAGAGCAAUGGAAGAAUAUUGAAGACAUGGUGAACAACGGAGAUCCAAAGCAAGUUGAAAUAGAUGUUACAGAAAAAAGCAAAGAAGAACGACAAAAUAUUCAUAAAAUACUGAGGACUAAAUAUGAGGAUGAAGAUGUCACCAGCAAUUCAGCACCUGUUGAUGGAAAAACCAUCAUGAAGAUUUUUAAAAUGGAAGGAAGGAAGGAAAGGCGUCGAAACAAACAACGGCGUAUGGGAUCAAUAUAUACUCAGUUUGUGUUAUAUAAGGAAAACCAAACCACAAUGGAAGCAGUCAACACAAUUGCUAGAAUACUUAGGGUGAAGUCAGCAUGUUUUAUGACUGCAGGAACUAAAGACAAAAGAGCUAUUACAAGUCAACUGGUGACUGUCAAAUAUGUGGAACCUCUUAAGCUUUUCGACAGUGUAAAGUCCAAUAAAAAGGUUGCUGUUGGAAACUUUGCUUUCACUGAAAAGCCUUUACAAUUGGGAAAUUUGAAGGGUAAUCGUUUCGUUAUUGUACUAAGAAACGUACUUGGCGACGAGAGUCAAAUUUUGGCAAAUCUUGAAUCGCUAAAAGAAAUUGGUUUCAUCAAUUACUAUGGACCUCAGCGCUUCGGCACACGACAUGUGCCGACGCAUUUCAUCGGAAAGCAGUUGAUUCUUGGGAGAUGGCAAGAAGCUAUUAAUCUGAUUUUGGAGCCUCCUGUGGCUGAUGGCCUGUUUCAGCGCGAGUACGACCUUUUGCUUGCUCGUUUAGAAUACAAAUCAUCAAAAGAUGCCCAUAAAGCUUUCGGGAAAAUCAGAAAGAGCCACCAUACAAUCGAGGCUCAACUUCUGUUAAAUCUGAAGAAACAUGGCAAAGAUCUCGUUGGUGCGUUAAAUACCAUUCCUCGCAACAUGCGGCUUACGUACAUUCACGCCUACCAGAGUUUUCUCUGGAACACUGUUGUUUCCAAGCGUCUUUCAACCUUUGGCCCAAAGCCAAUUGUAGGCGAUUUAGUCUACGCUCCGGGCAGUAUCGACGACGAUGUCGAUCCGGAAAUGGAAAUAGAAAACGAGACUCCAGUGGAAGCCAAAACUGAUCAGCCAAAUGAAAAAGAUGGUGAUGAUGAAAAAUCGAAUAAAAAAGCCCAGCGCAAUCAGCGAAAAGUCAUUUUCAUCGACGAAAACAACAUCCACAACUACACCAUCAAUGACGUUCUUCUUCCACUUCCCGGUUUCGACAUAACUUACCCGGCCAAUGAAGUUGCCAAAUGGUAUACAGAACUUCUUCGAGCGGAUGGGUUGUCUGAGAUGGAUUUCAAGCAGAGCACAAAAACCUACAAUCUCGGUGGUGCGUAUCGGCUCGUGAUGUCAAAGCCUUCCGAUGUGAAAUGGAAAUUCGCACGUUACGAUGAUCCUACCCUGAGUCUGAUCCCAUCUGACUGGGAUCGACUGCAAAAGACCCAGCUCCCUCUUGCUGACGUGAAAGAUGGCGUUUACCUCGGAUUGAUACUCGAAUUCAGCCUGCCGGCCUCGUCGUACGCCACCAUGGCCCUUCGAGAGAUUACCAAGAUGGAUAUGAGUUCCGAAUUUCAAACGUCACUCAACGAAGCGGGAAGCACUAAGCAUCCUGCGCCAGCCGCCACCAGCGAUACGGCCGCAAAGGAACCCGAAGUGAAACGAAUUAAACUGGAACCGGACGAAAAUAAGAAAUCUGCAGCGCCAGCGGCCGCUAGUGAAACUGCCGCCAACCAAUUUGAAGUGAAGCGAAUUAAAAUGGAACCCGAUUCAAACCAAGAUUCUGUCGCGCCAGCUGCCAGUGAGUCUUCUGAGAAUCCCGGCCUGAAGAAAAUCAAACAGGAGCCGGGCGUCACGUCCGAUGAAAAUGUUUAAAAAAUGUGUUUUUUUUUUCCUUUCUACAUUUAACUUUUGUUUUUCUUUUUCAUGACGAUUUAUACAUAUUUUUUUUUUCCCUCCUGAACGACCCCACAAAAAAAAAUUGUAUGCCGAAAAAUAUUGGCGCAUCGGCGGUUCUUGUUUCUGAUUUUGUUGGAAAUAAAAUUAAAAAAAACAAAACAAA
Messenger RNA from Daphnia magna, 2772 nucleotides. Its product is annotated as pseudouridylate synthase 7 homolog. Gene Ontology annotation, cellular component: nucleus. Gene Ontology annotation, biological process: pseudouridine synthesis. Gene Ontology annotation, molecular function: pseudouridine synthase activity; RNA binding. The transcript is spliced from 8 exons. Lineage: Eukaryota; Metazoa; Arthropoda; Branchiopoda; Diplostraca; Daphniidae. The record is from RefSeq and is a predicted model, not a curated record. The coding region runs from base 291 to 2585 and encodes 764 amino acids.